This is a messenger RNA of Esox lucius (northern pike), 792 nucleotides long. RefSeq names its product cystatin C (amyloid angiopathy and cerebral hemorrhage) (gene cst3). Lineage: Eukaryota; Metazoa; Chordata; Actinopteri; Esociformes; Esocidae. Gene Ontology annotation, molecular function: cysteine-type endopeptidase inhibitor activity. The record is from RefSeq and is marked provisional.
AGACAGUGACGUCACUAUGUUUAUAUAAACUGUCGCCUCCGACAGGCUUGUUGUUUACUUUGCACGAUUAGGUUUGUAUCCCGUCGACACUUUUUACGCGGACAUGAUCAUGGAUUGGAAGAUCGUCGUUCCUUUGCUCGCGGUGAUUUUAACCGUGGCGAGUGAAAAGAUGGUUGGAGCGCCAUCGGAUGCCGAUAUGAACGACCAAGGCUUAAAAAACGCCCUGCAGUUCGCCGUGGUCGAACACAACAAGAGAACGAACGACAUGUACAUAAGGCAGGUGGCCAGUGUUGUGAAGGCUCAGAAACAGGUGGUAGCUGGGAUAAAGUACAUCUUCACCGUGAAUAUGGGCCGGACCCCAUGCAAGAAAAGUGGUGCAGAGACUAACUGCUCAGUGCAUGAGGACCCAGGGAUGGCUGCGACCUACAGGUGCACCUUUGAGGUGUGGAGUCGCCCCUGGAUGAGUGAUAUUCAGUUGCUUAAGAACGACUGCCCGCAAUAAAGACGUGUAAGAAAGAAGACAAUUGUUCUGUCUAGUUUACCCAAAUACUGGCAGUAUCUGUAACUAGUAGUCUUUGUCACUUGUUUUUGCCAAUGCAUUUUUAACCUAGGAUUUACUUCAAGCCUCUGACUAGUAACUGUUUUUUUCCCCAAGUGUAUUGCAUUCCCACACUAACAUGAGCUGUCUUGACUGUUUCAUAUGUCUGCAGUCUGGAUAAGAGCAUCUGCUAAAUUAGUAAAAUGCAAAUGUUUUGUAAAUGCUAUGCAACAUAGUUUAACUAAAUGGUUUGG